AUGGACCUUCACUCGUCUCCUGAUUCUACUCGUCCCCAAUCAGAUGGUACAAACAACUCACAGGCAACUGUGGAAGAUCUUGACUUAUACAAGGAUUUGGGAUUGCAUGUAUUUGCGGACUUAAGAAGAAGCAACGAAGACCUAAGUGAAAACUUGAUUGAGGCAUCGUAUCCCAAAGUACAGCAACGCAAUGGAGCACUAAAGGAUGUGAGUGCACGCGUAGACGAGCUCAGACGUGACAUAGCCGAGCAAAGCGAGAGAGUCAUUGCGCUCGAGAAGGAAAACAGCGAUAUCAAGCGUAUGCUGGUGGACUUUGAAGAAUGUUUCAACAAUCUAGGACAGAAACUGAGAGCAGGAACGAAGUUGCUGAAGAGACGGUCUGAGACCACAGGCGAAGCGAAUGAAAGUAGGGCAAUAGAGAAGAGGAAGAAGAACACGCAGAGAUGGGCUGCUUCGCAAUUUGAGAAUGACUCAUUCGGCCUCUUCGCGUCCGCGGUGGUCUUUUCCCCAGUCUUGCGCAGCUCCACUUUGUUCCAUCCCCUACAACCUCGCGCAGGCCUUCUCCUUAUUGCUGAGCGUCCUCUGCAGGUUCGCGCCUAUGUUGCUCUCGUUCACGUUUGUGUCUCUCUUCAAGGGACACGCUAUAGCGAUGGUAGGACGAGAAUGUCAACUACCAUGUGUGUUUCUUAG
Molecule: messenger RNA, 690 nt
Organism: Didymella exigua CBS 183.55
Lineage: Eukaryota; Fungi; Ascomycota; Dothideomycetes; Pleosporales; Didymellaceae
Exons: 4
Coding region: 1-690 (229 amino acids)
Source: RefSeq, a predicted model, not a curated record